GUUAAUGUUAUGGAUAUGACUUUUCUUGAAUUACCUAAUCCUGCUGUUGACACUUCCAAUUUUCAGUCAAUCAAACCAAGUCAUCUCGAAAUCUUCUCCACACAAAUUUCCCAUUAUUGAAAAAAACAAACACAAAAGAAGCCGAAUUGUUAAUAAAUAACUGACCUGCAUGCCCAUUUUAUGUCAAUUGAAGUCUGCGAGUUCUGAGAGAAGACAUGGCGAGCUCAAUGGUCUUUGUGCUCCUCAAAUUAACCUCCUUGUUUUGCAUCUCAUUUUCGGUGGCAGCUUCCAAUUCAAGUCCCCAACACUUUCUCAAAUGCUUUCAACGCACGACAGGUCUUCUUUCCACAUCCAAUUCCAAUGUAAUAUUCACCAAAAACAGCUCGUCCUACACCUCCAUCUUGCAAUUUUCGGCUCAUAACCUCAGGUUCUUGACAUCUUCUACCCCCAAACCCCAAGUUAUUGUCACGCCAAAGCAUAAAUCCCACAUUCAAGCUGCCGUCAUUUGCUCCAGAGAAAACGGCUUCAAUUUACGAACCCGAAGUGGCGGCCAUGACUAUGAGGGCCUCUCUUAUGUUUCUCAUGCUCCAUUCGUUACGCUUGAUCUACACAACCUUCGGUCUAUAAGAGUAGAUGUGAAAAACCACAAUGCCUGGGUUGAAUCUGGUGCAACCGUGGGAGAAUUAUACCACCAAAUUGCAGAGAAGAGCAAGAGUCUUGGCUUCCCAGCCGGUACUUGUCCCACAGUGGGUGUUGGCGGGCACUUCAGUGGCGGUGGAUUCGGUACCAUAUUCAGAAAAUUCGGCCUUGCUGCCGAUAACAUCGUGGAUGCCCUGAUAGUUGAUGUCAAUGGCAGAAUUCUUGAUAGAAGAUCAAUGGGGGAAGAUCUCUUUUGGGCCAUUAGAGGGGGAGGAGGAGCAAGCUUCGGAGUCAUCUUUGCUUGGAAGGUAAAGCUGGUUCCUGUUCCAUCAACGGUCACCAUUUUUGAAGUAACGAGGACCUUGGAACAAGGCGCCACCAAGCUUCUCCAAAAGUGGCAGACUGUAGCAGACAAACUCCAGGAAGAGCUCUUUCUCCACGUCGUCAUAGGAGUUCUUGAUGCAACUGAAAAUUCAAACAAGACAGUCGUUGUUUCAUUCGGGGCUUUGUUUCUCGGUGGGGUUGACAAACUCUUAACUCUGAUGGAGGAGGGAUUCCCGGAGCUGGGCGUGGAGCGAGACAACUGCACUGAGAUGAGUUGGAUUGGAUCUGUACUUUACUAUGCUGGCUACUCAAGCGACGAAUCAUAUGAUAUUCUGCUGAACAGAACUCAAACAUGGAAGAGCUUUUACAAGGCAAAAUCAGACUACGUGAAGGAACCAAUUUCACAAACCGGGUGGGAAGGGCUAUGGAAGAUCGUUCUUGAAGAUGAGGCUGCAGUAAUGAUCUUGACACCUUAUGGAGGAAAGAUGAGCAAGAUUCCAGAAUCUGAGAUUCCUUUCCCCCAUAGAAGAGGAAACAUGUUUGGAAUUCAGUACACGACUACUUGGGAAGAAGAAGAGGAAACAGGGAAGCAUAUGAAAUGGAUUAGAAGGCUUUAUUCUUAUAUGACUCCUUAUGUUUCAAAGUCUCCGAGGGCUGCCUAUCUGAAUUAUAGGGAUCUUGACCUGGGAAUCAACAGCAACAAUGGAAAUACAAGCUAUGCACAGGCAAGUGUUUGGGGAUUGAAGUAUUUCAAGACUAACUUCAAGAGACUUGUACAUGUAAAGACCAGAGUCGAUCCCAGUAACUUCUUUAGAAACGAGCAAAGUAUCCCAAUCUUUAUGCCACGAGGGAAAGGAAACUAGACCCAACCUUCCAUUUACAGAUACUAGGGUUUUGCCACUUCCGUUUUUUUUUUUUUUUCAGUCUAUUCAGAUUAUGGAGCUUUGCCUAUGGCAUACUUCGUACAACUGCUACAAUUUAUACUUUGUUUAUCCAUAUGACUGCAAUGACAUUUUAAGUUUGCUUUCAAACCAGUCUAGUUAGAGAGUUACUGCAAUUGUAACAUCAAACACAACUCUGCU
Molecule: messenger RNA, 2045 nt
Organism: Diospyros lotus (date-plum)
Lineage: Eukaryota; Viridiplantae; Streptophyta; Magnoliopsida; Ericales; Ebenaceae
Product: tetrahydroberberine oxidase-like
Exons: 1
Coding region: 216-1826 (536 amino acids)
Molecular function (GO): oxidoreductase activity; FAD binding
Source: RefSeq, a predicted model, not a curated record